This is a messenger RNA of Galleria mellonella (greater wax moth), 1440 nucleotides long. RefSeq names its product BRISC and BRCA1-A complex member 2-like. Gene Ontology annotation, biological process: double-strand break repair. The transcript is spliced from 7 exons. NCBI's taxonomy places the organism in Eukaryota, Metazoa, Arthropoda, Insecta, Lepidoptera, Pyralidae. Gene Ontology annotation, cellular component: BRISC complex; BRCA1-A complex. The coding region runs from base 229 to 1326 and encodes 365 amino acids. The record is from RefSeq and is a predicted model, not a curated record.
UAUACUCUUUGUUCGAUAGUGACAACGAGAAAAACUAUUUACCUUUUAUAAUUAUCUAUUCUGUGUAAUCUGUGGUAAUUACUUACUAUGUUUAUUAUUUUAUUCUAAUGUAUUUCCGAUAAUUUCCAUAUAUAUUACAAUUUCCAAAAUCAUUACAUAUUUUCUCUUGAGAUAUUGAUUAAUAAAUUAAUUAAUAUUACCUAUAUAGAUAAGCUAUCGUCUUUUAAUAUGUCUUCAGAAUGUAUUGGAAUUUUAAAUGAUAUAUCUCCUAUAUUUCGUCCGUACAUACAAAAUGUUUACGAAGAAUUGAAGCUUGGCCUUUGUAAGACCAAAGUUGACUUGGAAAAAGUAGCUGGUUCAGAUUUAACAGAUAGCCAGUUACGAUUAGUGCUGCCUUAUUGCUCUAAAAAAAUAAAAUGGGAAAUUAUAUUUGAUCCAACAACACCUUGGUUUGCACCAGACUUCAGAUUUGAUGAUGAAAGUUUUCUGAGCAAUGUUAAUGAGGAAUUUUUAGAAGAAAAAUUACCAAGUUUGUGUAGUUGGAAUGAAAAUGAUCCUAAAGCACUCAGUUGUGUUCUAUCAGAGUUAGUUUCUUUAUAUAAAAACCAUCAGAUAAAAAAACUUAAUGAAGAUGAAAGUUCUCGUGCUUAUUUUGAAUACACUGCAUUACUUGGUGAUGCUUUAACAACUGAAAAUGAUAUUGAAGUUUGGGUUGGGAACCAUGUGGUUGAAUUUCUUAUUAAACUAAAUGUGGAUACAUCAAGGCUUCCUGAAUUAUACAAUGAUGGUAUAGAAGAAAAUCCUGGUAUUGACACAGCACUACUUCUUGUGAGGUAUCCAAAUUCAACAAAUGCAGAAUUAAUAUUAUCACCUCUACUUACGAAAUCACUGGGAAACAUAACUUUACCAUUAAUGCAUCAAUCAGGAGUUUUAAUGGACUAUGUGCCUAUGGUGACGGAACUUUUAAAUAAAAAGAUCCAAGAUGUCCUGAAUAAUGAAAGAUUAAAACGAGAACUAUUGGCUCAGCUUAUUGUAAAAUAUGAAGGUGCUAUUUUGGAGCAUGAUGCAAACAACGCAUCAUUUCUCUUUGAAAUGAAUGAUUUUCACUGGAUAUUACAAAUUGACAUUGGUGUUAAAUUUCCAGAGAAGCCUCCUGUUUUGAUGUUGAGAUCUGUUUAUCAUUCCACCAAAGGGAAGCCUAAAUUCAAAAUUCUUCCAUCUUGUCCCUACAGUAAUUUUGAGGGGUACAUAGAACAGCAAGUUGAAAUUUUCAAAAUUGAGUGCAAAGGACAAACAUCAAAUAACCAACUCGUAAAUUUAGAAUAAACCCAUAACUUAUAAUUUAAAAGUGACAUAGUUUUUUGUAAAAAUAGUUGUAUUAACAAGAUGAAAUCAAACUCAAAAAAAUUUUAUUUCAACAAUAAAAUUAUUUGUACAUAA